Molecule: messenger RNA, 998 nt
Organism: Megalops cyprinoides (Indo-Pacific tarpon)
Lineage: Eukaryota; Metazoa; Chordata; Actinopteri; Elopiformes; Megalopidae
Gene: dnajc5gb
Product: DnaJ (Hsp40) homolog, subfamily C, member 5 gamma b
Exons: 6
Coding region: 223-828 (201 amino acids)
Source: RefSeq, a predicted model, not a curated record
UUCAAUGUCUGUAACUGUGGAGAACCUUUGCCCGAGCUUCCUUUUCCUAGGGCUGUUUCCCCUUCUCUACUUUUGUGAAGUUAUUCCAAAGAGGAAACGCCGAAAUAACUGCUGACUAGUGCCUGACCGACCUUGCCGGAGAGCGGGAAUCUCAGAUCCUGAAGUGUGUGCCUCUAUGAACUCCCAAAAUCUGCACCCCGUCUUACUUACUCUUGUUAGACCAUGGCAGAACCAAACAGGCCCCAGAGGAAGAUGUCCACAGCCGGAGACAGUCUGUACAAGGUCCUGGGACUGGAGAAAGGAGCAUCAGCAGAGGACAUCAAAAAAGCCUACAGGAAGCUGGCUCUGAGGUAUCACCCUGACAAGAACCCAGACAACCCAGAGGCAGCGGAGAAGUUCAAGGAGAUCAACAAUGCCAACUCCAUCCUGAACGACGAGACCAAGAGGAAGAUCUAUGAUGAGUAUGGCUCCAUGGGGCUCUACGUGGCCGACCAGUUCGGGGAGGAGAGUGUCAAAUACUACUUCCUCAUGUCCAAGUGCUGGUUUAAGACGCUGGUGGUGUGCUGUAGCAUCUUCACCUGCUGCUGCUGCUUCUGCUGCUGCUGUUUCUGCUGCGGGAAGUGCAAGCCGCCCGAGGAUGACAACUACGAUUACAUCGACCCGGAGGACCUGGAGGCCCAGAUCAGAGCCGAGCAGGACAGAGGAGGUGAUCCGGUGAUAAUCGUGCAGCCGAUUCCCAGUGCGCCCUCCGAAAGCUCAGGUCCAAACGCCCCCAUCGCCAUCCAGCCCCAUUCCAUGGCCGGUGACUCCAAAUUUGCACAGCAGUGACCCGCCGGGACAGCGCCAGGCCCUCAGAGGACGAGACCCUGCACCAGCAGCAGCCCUCACGGCUGCCACAGUUCCCCUGCGUCCGGGAGACCGUUUAACCUACCCAUAGCUCAUUUUCAUUGCUAACAGGAAACGGGUAGACCUGUUCGUUUCCCAUUUUCAAAAAAAAC